Molecule: messenger RNA, 1154 nt
Organism: Scomber scombrus (Atlantic mackerel)
Lineage: Eukaryota; Metazoa; Chordata; Actinopteri; Scombriformes; Scombridae
Product: death-associated protein kinase 2
Exons: 11
Coding region: 13-1098 (361 amino acids)
Biological process (GO): positive regulation of apoptotic process; intracellular signal transduction; protein phosphorylation
Cellular component (GO): cytoplasm; nucleus
Molecular function (GO): ATP binding; protein serine/threonine kinase activity
Source: RefSeq, a predicted model, not a curated record
AAGCUUAUCAACAUGGCAGUAUUCAAACCUGAAAACGUGGAAGAUUUCUAUGAGAUCGGAGAUGUUCUGGGAAGUGGGCAUUUUGGUCAAGUUCGAAAGGUUCGUGAGUUGGCUACUGGGACGUUUUGGGCGGGCAAGUUCCUGAAAAUCCGGAAGAACUCGUGCAGCCGUCUGGGCCUGGAGAGGAGCAGCGUGGAGCGGGAGGUGGAGGUCCUCCAGACUGUACAACACCCAAACAUUGUGGCUCUCAAAGAUGUUUUUGAGAGCCGAGCUGAGUUGGUACUCAUUCUGGAGAUUGUCACUGGAGGGGAGCUGUUUGACUUCAUCGCCGAGAAGGAGAACCUGUUGGAGAGUGAAGCCAUUGAGUUCAUGAAGCAGAUCCUGGAGGGAUUGGGAUUCCUGCACAGCAAGAACAUUGCCCACUUCGACCUCAAGCCAGAGAACAUCAUGUUAUCAGACAAACUGUCUCCAAACCCCAACAUCAAACUCAUCGACUUUGGCUUGGCCCACCGAUUUCAUCAGGGGGAGGAAUUCAGAAGCACAAGCGGCACCCCACAAUACAUCGCCCCUGAGGUGAUCAACAGUGAACCUCUGAGCACAGCAGCAGAUAUGUGGAGCAUCGGAGUAAUUACCUACAUACUAUUGAGCGGUUUGUCACCAUUCCAGGGUGACACUGAUCAAGAGACUCUGAUGAACAUCAUCGCCCUGAAGUAUGAGUUCGAAGCUCAGAAUUUCAGUGAGACCAGCUCCAUGGCCAAAGAUUUCAUUGAGAAACUGUUGGUGAAGGAUCCCAGUGAGAGAAUGGCAGCGGAGGAUUGUCUGCUUCAUCCAUGGAUCAAGCCCAUCACACGCAAACAGGAGGCCAAUAGGAAUCGAUCCUCAAUUAAUAUGAAGAACUUUAAGAAGUUCAACGCUCGAAGGAAAUGGAAGAUGUCCUAUAACAUGGUGUGGGUGUGUAACCGGCUGGUCCAUUUGCAGCUGCUGUGUAAAGCCAGCUCAGAUCCAGAUUCACUACAGAGACAAUGUGAAAGCGAUUCAGAGGACACAGAAAGCAAGCCUGCCUCACUGCUUCGGAGGAGACUCAGUAGCAGUUCAUAGAUGUGACCAGAGGGGGGCGGCAGAGUGCAAGAUGCUCAGCACAGCAGACCGGUCCA